Messenger RNA from Soboliphyme baturini, 2177 nucleotides. The record is from the annotation of a GenBank genome assembly. NCBI's taxonomy places the organism in Eukaryota, Metazoa, Nematoda, Enoplea, Dioctophymatida, Soboliphymatidae.
AUGAUGCAGAAAGACCACGAAGAGUUCAGUUGCAGCCGAGGCAUCAUCUACGGGCGUUGUGCCCUUUUGCAUAUAUAUAAAGAGAUGGUUCGCAGUGGUCGGAUACGGUGUAAGGGCACCCUAAACGCCGGUUCCACAAUACAAGCAUCUUUUUUCAUUUAUUACACGAUGUUCGCUAGCGAAUUCAAUUUUCAAAACACCGCAAUUAGUUCCAUCAGCGCCACUGUGUCCGGUUCGUCUAGUGGUCAAGUUUGCCGCAGCGAGGUAAUGGAGGUGGUGCUGAACUGCUGGUCACGAGGUGGCUACGGUUUGUUGCUUCAUCGCAAUUCGCCCUCCUGCGGAAGUGAGCAGUCAGCGCUUAUCAUAUGCUACAUCGAAAAAGGGAGUCCUGCUGACAGAUCUGAGGUGCUGCAGGUCGGGGAUCGAGUGCUGGCCAUUAAUGAUUACACAACUAAUGCUGGGACAAGCGACGAAGCAAAUAACUUGCUGAAGCGGCUGAACGGCGCCGUCGUUCUUGUUGUGGAGUUUGACGUCAUUGAAUCUGUUUUACCCAACAGUGGUAUUUUCACAGUGAAGCUUGCAAAACGAAAGCAAAAUCUUGGAGUUAUAAUCUCAAGCAACACUUCAGGUCACAAAGGCGAACCGGUUGUCGUCAGCGACGUCCGAAUUGGAAGUGUUGCUCACCGCUGCGGUUCCAUAUUUCCUGGCGACCAGCUGAUUUCCAUCGACAACAUACCAUUAGACACGUGCACUGUAGAAGAGGCUGUCAGGCUUCUUCAACGCUCGUCGGAUAUUGUAAAGUUGCGAGUAAAAAAGAACUCUUCUUUGGAAGAAGAUGGUUCUUUCGGUCAAACCGUGGUCUAUUCAAUAGAGCUCAAUCGUAAAGGUGGACAACUCGGAAUAACCAUUGCCGGAACAGACGAACGGAACACUCCCAUAUUCAUAUCGCAGUUGGCUCUAGGUGGUCUUGCUGAAAAGACUGGUGCCCUGCAUGUAGGCGACCGCUUGUUGGCUAUUAACGGUCAUUCUCUAAAAGGGAAGCGCGUGUCUGAAGCUAUUGAACUAUUGCAGCAGUCCGCUGAUAUCAUUACGUUGAAAGUGGCCCACUUCGUUUUUGAUCACCCGCGUUUCUGCUACUAUGUACCUAUAGGUUCCGAGGCCCUGAGCCAUCAUUUAUUGGAAUGCGGGUAUAAAUAUGAAAACGUAAGUGAUAAGCUGUGCACCCCUGUUCAGAGCGUCGAUAGCGCUGUUGAAUCGCUCGAUGAAUCACCGAUGCUGGACCUUCGCCAAAUCCUUCCAACUCAAGUGAACAAAGAACCGCUCCUAUCGUUUGUCGCUGUUCCGCCCUCCACCUUCAUGGUUGAACUUCAUAAAGACAAAAUGCACAGUGAUUUCGGCUUUUCAAUUUCGGACAGUCUUGAUCACAAAGGUGUGUACAUUAACAACAUUAGGCCCGCUGGUCCGGCUUCUAAAUGCGGAAACGUAUGCCCUUAUGAUCAUAUAUUACAGGGGCUCAAUGGCGCCGUCGUUCUUGUUAUGGAGUUUGACGUCAUUGGCACAGUUAAACAUUUGUUUUCACCGUUUUUCUUCAGAAAAAAUGUUUUAGAAUCUGUUUUACCCAACAGUAGUAUUUUCACAGUGAAGCUUGCAGAACGAAAGCAAAAUCUUGGAGUUAUAAUCUCAAGCAACACUUCAGGUCACAAAGGCGAACCGGUUGUCGUCAGCGACGUCCGAAUUGGAAGUGUUGCUCACCGCUGCGGUUCCAUAUUUCCUGGCGACCAGCUGAUUUCCAUCGACAACAUACCAUUAGACACGUGCACUGUAGAAGAGGCUGUCAGGCUUCUUCAACGCUCGUCGGAUAUUGUAAAUAAAAAAGAACAGCUCAAUCGUAAAGGUGGACAACUCGGAAUAACCGUCGGCGGAACAGACGAACGGAAAACUCCCAUAUUCAUUUCGCUGUUGGCUCUAAGUGGUCUUGUUGAAAAGACUGGUGCCCUGUAUGUAGGCGACCGCUUGUUGGCUAUCAACGGCCAUUCUCUAGGAGGGGAGCGCGUGUCUGAAGCUAUUGAACUAUUCCAACAGUGCGCUGAUAUCAUUACGUUGAAAGUAAUUCUCUUGAAUGUUGCUCUCUUUUCCUGUAAACGCGAAAUAGUAUCAAAUGUUGAAGUGACUUAAAG